This is a messenger RNA of Racocetra persica, 177 nucleotides long. The record is from the annotation of a GenBank genome assembly. NCBI's taxonomy places the organism in Eukaryota, Fungi, Glomeromycota, Glomeromycetes, Diversisporales, Gigasporaceae.
AUGAUUUCUCCAAUGUACCUUAGAGUUACAUGUCUCGUUCUUGGAGUAUUGAUAUUAUGUAAUUUGGGUUUUGUUCAAGGUCAUAACAAAUGGAAAAAAACAUUAACACAUAGCGCUUUUCCUGGAUAUCAAAUUAAUUUCAAAGAACCACGUCUUUGUGAUAAAACUGUUCAACAG